AUGGGUUCCGCAUCAAAUGAUCAGCAACACAAGAACUUCCUAUUAUCUAAGAUUGCAACCAACCAUGGACACGGCGAAGACUCUCCAUAUUUUGAUGGAUGGAAAGCCUACGAUAAGAACCCUUUCCACCCAACCAACAAUCCAGGGGGAGUUAUCCAGAUGGGUCUUGCAGAAAAUCAACUUUGCUUCGACCUGAUCGAAGAUUGGAUUAGAAGAAAUCCACAAGCAUCUAUCUGCACCACAGAAGGAGUCAAGGAAUUCAAGGAUACUGCCAUCUUUCAGGACUACCAUGGCUUGCCGGCCUUUAGACAAGCUGUGGCGAAGUUUAUGGGGAAAGUGAGAGGAUGUGGAGUCACAUUCGAUCCCAAUCGCAUAGUUAUGGGUGGUGGAUCCACCGGAGCCAGUGAGUUGAUCACCUUUUGCUUGGCCGAUCCUGGUGAUGCCUUUCUGGUCCCCUCACCUUAUUACCCAGCGUUCGAUCGAGAUUUGAAAUGGAGAACAGGAGUGCAACUAUUUCCAGUCAUAUGCGAGAGCUCUAACGAUUUCAAGAUCACCAAAGCUGCCUUAGAGGUAGCAUAUCAGAAAGCUCAAGAGGCCAACAUCAACGUAAAGGGUCUCAUGGUUACUAAUCCAUCAAACCCCUUAGGGACCAUCUUGGACAGAGAGACACUGCAAUCCAUAGUAAGCUUCAUCAACGAGAAGAGAAUCCACCUUGUCUGUGAUGAGAUAUACGCAGCCACUGUCUUUAGCAAUCCCAAAUUCAUAAGCAUCGCCGAGAUAAUAGAGGGAGACGACACCUGCAAUAGAGAUCUGGUUCACUUCGUGUAUAGCCUCUCAAAGGAUAUGGGGUUCCCAGGCUUCCGGGUGGGCAUAGUUUACUCAUAUAAUGAUGAGGUCGUGAAUUGUGCCCGCAAGAUGUCAAGCUUUGGUUUAGUCUCCACACAGACACAACACUUGAUUGCAUCUAUGUUAUCAGAUGAUGAGUUUGUGGAAAGGUUCAUCGAUGAGAGUGCAAAUAGGUUAGCAACAAGAUAUAAGGUCAUCACAAGGGAGCUUGGUAAAGUAGGAAUUGAAUGCUUGAAGAGCAAUGGUGGUCUCUUUUGUUGGAUGGACUUAAGGAAACUCCUCAAAGAACCAACAGCAGAAGCAGAGAUGGAGUUAUGGAGAGUGAUAGUUCAUGAUGUUAAGCUCAAUGUUUCACCAGGUUCUUCUUUUCAUUGCUCGGAGCCUGGUUGGUUCAGGGUUUGCUUUGCAAACAUGGAUGAUGAGACCAUGGAAGCAGCUCUUAAGAGAAUUCUGAAUUUUGUGGGGAAGUUAAGAGAAGCAGAGGUGCCGUCAGGAAUUGGAAUCAAAAGUUUCAAGAGCAAUCUUCGAUUAAGCUUAUCAUCAUCACGAAGGAUUGAGGAGACUAUCAUGUCUCCAUGCAUCUUAUCACCACGUUCACCUCUUGUUAAAGCCAAGACUUAA
This is a messenger RNA of Macadamia integrifolia, 1467 nucleotides long. RefSeq names its product 1-aminocyclopropane-1-carboxylate synthase-like. Bases 1 to 1467 code for a protein of 488 amino acids. Gene Ontology annotation, biological process: biosynthetic process; amino acid metabolic process. Gene Ontology annotation, molecular function: pyridoxal phosphate binding; transaminase activity. The transcript has 3 exons. Lineage: Eukaryota; Viridiplantae; Streptophyta; Magnoliopsida; Proteales; Proteaceae. The record is from RefSeq and is a predicted model, not a curated record.